Paramecium tetraurelia is the source of this 1077-nucleotide messenger RNA. RefSeq lists its product as uncharacterized. Gene Ontology annotation, cellular component: nucleus; cytoplasm. Gene Ontology annotation, molecular function: protein serine/threonine kinase activity; ATP binding. Lineage: Eukaryota; Ciliophora; Oligohymenophorea; Peniculida; Parameciidae. The transcript is spliced from 3 exons. The record is from RefSeq and is a predicted model, not a curated record. Gene Ontology annotation, biological process: mitotic DNA damage checkpoint signaling; protein phosphorylation.
AUGAUACUUCAAUUCAAAUGUGAAAGAUUACAUUAUAUUCUAAACACUCACUACAUUGUAUCAGUGUAUAAUGACAAGUUGACUAUUGGGAAUAAGAGUCAUCCUAAAUAUGAGUAUAAAUUUACACUUGAAAAUGUUUUACACUGGUACGUGGAGAAUCUAAAGCUGCAGGCUUUUGGGAUUGAGUAUAAUGGGGCAAUCAAGUUUUUUAAAGCGAAUAAUAAAGAUUUGGAAAAGUUAAGAGGGUUGAGUAGAUGUCUUCUAUGUUUCGAUAAUAUUGUGGAGCUCUACAAAUAAAUCGAUAUUAAUGAGCCAUCGAGGUUGUAGGAUCAAAUAUCCCUUUAAUUGUGCAGCAUGAAGGUUGUAAGCUAGUAGCAGUUGUUGACAGAGGUUCCUAUAGUUCGAUAGUUGAAUCAUUAGGGAAUAAUUUCAUACCGUGAAUGCUUUCAAUAUAAAAGCCAAUAUUAUAUUGUAACAGAAUUUGUUGGAGGAAUAACAUUACAGAAAUUCAUAAUUUAAAACCCUAAGUUGAGUCAUCUAUAAUGCAGAGCCAUAAUACUUCAACUGCUCAAGGCUGUAAAAUAUUUACAUGAACAUUACGUCAUACAUGCGACAAUCGAUAUUAGCCAAAUUGUCUACAAAUCAGAUUUCAUCAAAAUUAUUGAUUUUUCUGAAGCCAAACAAACUAACAAAAUAGAUGACAAGGAUAUCAAGAAUUGCGGUCGCAUUCUAUUCUAUCUGUAUCAAACAUUCUCAUCUUAAUUUAGGUACACUGGCAAAGAGUACAGCGACAAGGAUCAAGAACUAAAUUACAAGACUCUUUAGAGUGCGUAGACACCUAAAUUGGCUUAGGAACUCAUUUUAAUUAUGAUUUGUGACAACAAUGUAACGGUGUCUCUGAUUUUGGAGCAUCCGUAUUUCUCAUUCUCGUUGGAUGCUGAGGAGAGGAAGAGAAGAUUCUAAAAGUUCCAGCGAGUGUAGAGGUCAACUUCAGAAAUGGAUGAAAGUGAUGCUAUCUCUCAGAGUAUACCAGAAUUGUAAACAAAUAAAAGUAAAUCAUUAAGAUAAUUGAUGUGA